This is a messenger RNA of Anolis carolinensis (green anole), 8902 nucleotides long. RefSeq names its product leucine rich repeats and calponin homology domain containing 3 (gene lrch3). NCBI's taxonomy places the organism in Eukaryota, Metazoa, Chordata, Lepidosauria, Squamata, Anolidae. The record is from RefSeq and is a predicted model, not a curated record. Bases 66 to 2606 code for a protein of 846 amino acids. Gene Ontology annotation, molecular function: protein binding. The transcript is spliced from 22 exons.
GCACGCGCAGUGCGGGCGAGCUCCCUGAGGGAAAGAAGAAGAGGCGGCGGCGAAGGGGAGGGGAAAUGGCGGCGGCGGCGACGGCGGCGGCGCUGCUGUCUGAGGGGAGCGGGAGCGGCGGUUCUUCGGGGCUGAUGCCGGGCCACAACGGCUGCCCGGCGCCCGCCCCCGCCGCUGCUUCGUCUUCUUCGUCGGCGGGGGGAGGCCCGUCGUCGUGGACGCGUUCCUUGGAGCGGGCGCUGGAGGAAGCGGCGAGCAGCGGGGCGCUGGGCCUGAGCGGGAGGAAACUGCGCGAGUUCCCCCGAAACAGUGCCGCCCCGCACGACCUCGCCGACACCACCCAGGCCGAUUUGUCACGGAACAGACUCUCAGAGUUGCCUGCAGAAGCUUGCCUUUUUGUCUCCCUCGAGAGCCUUAAUCUGUACCAGAAUUGCAUUCGCUAUAUUCCAGAAGCCAUUCUCAACCUGCAGUCAUUAACAUUUUUGAAUAUCAGCCGGAACCAGCUCUCGACUCUGCCGGUUCACAUGUGCAGCCUACCCUUGAAAGUUUUGAUAGCAAGCAAUAAUAAACUGGUCUCCCUACCUGAAGAAAUUGGACAGCUUAGACAUCUGAUGGAGCUUGAUGUGAGCUGUAAUGAAAUACAGACAGUUCCAUCACAGAUCGGUAACCUGGAUUCUCUGCGGGACUUGAACCUCAGAAGAAACCACUUGGUACAUUUACCUGAAGAGCUUGCAGAGCUGCCUUUGAUCCGCUUAGAUUUCUCCUGCAAUAAAAUCACAACAAUCCCAGUUUGCUACAGGAACCUCAGGCACUUACAGACAAUCACCCUAGAUAAUAACCCACUCCAGUCACCCCCUGCACAGAUAUGCAUAAAAGGAAAAGUCCACAUAUUUAAGUAUUUGAAUAUGGAAGCAUGCAAAGUGGCACCAGAUCUUCCAGAUUACGACAGACGGCCAAUAGGCUUUGGUUCCUGCCACGAGGAGUUAUACUCCAGCCGGCCAUAUGGAGCUCUGGAUUCUGGCUUCAAUAGUGUGGACAGCGGAGACAAAAGGUGGUCAGGAAAUGAACCAACAGAUGAAUUUUCAGAUCUUCCUUUACGGGUGGCAGAGAUCACCAAAGAGCAGAGACUGAGAAGAGAAAGUCAAUACCAGGAACACAGAGGGAACAUAGUUGUAACCAAUGGUGGAGUGGAACAUGAUCUGGAUCAGAUCGACUUUAUUGACAGCUGUGCCACCGAAGAGGAGGAGGAAGAGGUGAGACAACCCAAGUGCACGGAGUCAGACAGCCUCAGCUCACAGUUCAUGGCAUACAUUGAACAGCGGAGGAUAUCUCACGAGGGCUCACCAGUAAAACUAGUACCAAUCCGAGAAUGCCAUAGGUCAGAAGAUCCAAGAAGAUACUUGCAUCAUAACAGGGAUGCAGAUGAAUUAAAGCGACCCGAAAGUCUGAGCUUGACGCAUGACAGAGAGCGGCUGUUAAGGAACUACUUAGACCGGGCAGAAAGAAGCUCCAAUGAUUCCUCUUGCACACCGUUGCUGUCUAACAGUCACAAUCAGGUCUCUCACUCAGAUGUAGAUCUACACAAAAAGCGCGAACAUUUAGUGGAGCGGACCCGAAGGGAGGCCCAGCUUGCUGCACUGCAGUAUGAGGAGGAGAAAAUGCGGACAAAACAGAUCCAGAGGGAAGCUGUGCUUGACUUUGUCAAACAAAAGGCAUCCCAGACUUCUCAGAAGCAAAGCACUCUGGAUAGUGAGUGUCCCUUUCCAUCCAGAAGGUCUCAGCACACUGAUGACAGUGCCUUGCUGGUGAACGGCUUUGAGCCUGUCUUAGUGUUUGAGAUUGACAGUAACACCAACACCAUUAAAAGGAGGCCGGGGACACUCAACCAGAGCGAUGACAGAACCACCAUCUCACCAAAUUCACCUGCUUCUCAAACAGUCCACCUUUCUGCUCCAUAUCCUGGCCCUCCGGCUGCUGCUGCCGCUGCUCCUCCUGCCUACAGAAAUCCUCCUCAACGUCCCGAAAGCUUCCUUUUUCGAAAUGCUUCAAGGGAUGACGCAACCAAAGCUAUUUCACCUUUGCCGCCAGCUGCUGCAUCAGCACCAGCAAACAGCUCUGAAGAUCCUUGUGAAAACCAUAGUUCUAAAUUACGGGAAGAAGAAGCUGAGCUGAUAGAACAACUGCGGAAAAACAUUGAGUCACGGUUGAAAGUGUCCUUGCCCAGCGAUCUUGGAGCCGCUCUGACGGAUGGUGUGGUGCUUUGCCAUUUAGCAAAUCACGUUCGACCUCGUUCCGUCCCUAGCAUUCAUGUCCCUUCCCCGGCUGUUCCUAAAUUAACAAUGGCCAAGUGUAGACGCAACGUGGAAAAUUUCCUGGAAGCUUGCAGGAAGAUUGGCGUGCCUCAGGACAGUCUCUGUUCCCCUUCUGACAUUCUCCAGCUAAACCUCAGCAUUAAAAGGACAGUAGAGUCUCUUCUUUCUCUGGGGGCAGAUUCAGAAGAGCCCCGUCUUGUCUCCCUUCCCACCCAGCUUUGUGGCUUUGCGGCGUUUUACUGUGCUCUGAUGCUAAUGCUCUGUGUGUUCUAUCGCUGGGUCUUUUUCCUCUAACUAAGGCUCAAGGACUUGCUCCAGCUCUUCCAAGCGGUUGGUAACUAGUCUGUGUUUCAGUUGGGAAUUCUGUCUGUGUCUGUUCUCUAAAACCCACCAGCAACCUGCUGUGUUUGAUAUGAAAAGGGCCCCGUGGUUUAUAGUCAGUCAGCCAAGUUUCUCACUCUUAUAUGACUGGAAUAUUUGCUGAAAAUGAUAGAAAAAGGCUCCAUACACAUUUAUUUAUUCUAAGUGCAUCGCUCUGGAUAUUUUUGUAAAACAGGUAGUAAUUAUUUUGGGCGGUGUAGACCGUAAUGGAAAACUGAUGUUUAGCAGUCAGAGGGAUGUUACCUUGAAGGAAAAUCUUCCUCAUGAUGAAAUGUUUCAAUUCAAACCCCUUCUAUUUUCUUGAAAAUUAAGAUUUAAAUAAUGUUUUUUUUUUUCCAAAGUUGGAAUUUCUCCAUCAAAAUGUGGAGAUUGCUCAGGAUUUUUCAAAAGCCUCAAGCCUAUAUGUCAGGGAUCUUGCAUUGUGGCAUCCUCUAAAACCACCAUGCAGAUUUCCCGAGAUUCCUUCCAGUUUCCAGAGCAUCCCUAUGUCUGCAAAGCAGGAUGGAGAAAAUGAGAUGGCGGACUGCCUUCAGGUUUAGAACAGACAUUAUUCUGAUAGCCUUAACCACACAAAUAAUUCCCCAUCUGACUGGUUUUCAUUAAACGAGAGGGGCUCAUGGAAGUUUCCUUCUCCCCUUCCUGGGUAAGAAAAGAGCACAUGGGAGGCUUUUGUAGCUGUGAGAAGUGAUCUUUAUGAGUCCCUUCAGCUAUUUUCUAUACCGCUGGUUUGAACAAAUACUUGAGCCAGCCCAGAUAUUGCCUACACAAGCUGCCAUCAUUGGCUCCAGCUACUAUUGAUAUAAAGCGCUGGGGAAAAUAUCCCGUCGGCUCAUAUUUUCCUAUGUCUACAAGCUGUGCCUCUCACCAUCUUCAUACAAAUACCUCAGUGCCACUUUAAUAUGGGUUAUAGUUUUUCACUGUUGUGGUUUCUUAGGAGAUUUCCACCCAAGAAGAACCUCAGGCAACCUUUCUGGAGCCAAUGAACUUCUUGGGUGUUUUAGACCUAUACAUUAUAUUUUUUAGGAACUGCAGUUGUUAAAACCCAUAGCUUUCUUCUGGCUUCCCAGUAAAUAGUCACAAUAAUAUUCUAGGAGCUGCACCGUAGCUAAUUUAUUUAUCUACAAACUAUGAGGCACUUUGAUGACCCAACAUACUGCAUGUAAAGUAGGUAGUAAAUUGGGCAUUUCUUUUACAAACCACAUUACAAGCUGGGAUCCAAAGUCAUCUUUUAGUGCUGAACCUGAAAGAGAGUGGAGGAGAAUAAAAUCAGUGAGGAAAAUAAGUAAACACACAGGAAUUCUGACUAUUGGAAAUUCAGGUUCGUCUUCUCUGGCCUUUAAGGUUCCACCAGAAAAGAUCCCAAAUGCUUUCUUGCUCCCUUAAGAACUGGAACCUUGGCGUUUUUUUUCUCCAAGAAGAAACAGAUCUUCAAGUGUAGAACUCCCUCUCAUAGCAGGUUCUUUACUUGAGCAGGUAUAUUUACUUGUACAUAAUACAAAUUCUGCUUUUAUCAGCACUGAUAUGAUGAACUCAUCUUUGCCCUACUAUUCCAACUUGAUGCUGUACUGUUUAUCUAGCUCAGGUAUAUCAGCCAGGUUGAUGCUUUGGCCUUUUGUCCAUGCAGUAAGAGCUUGCCUUUCUCAGGGAUGUAUUUUCUUGCAAAGUGGACCUCAGAGCACAAACACUCUGUCCUCUUUCCAUGUGGAGGGAGGGAUGGUGGGAAAGAUUGCAGUCUCAGAAUUGCCUUGGCCUUGUGGCCUCCAAUCCAUACCAACCUUCUAGCACAGGCAUGGGCAAACUUUGGCCCUCCAGGUGUUUUGGACUUCAACUCCCACAAUUCCUAACAGCCUACCUCCUUUCUAUUCAUUGUUUCCUAAAUGGGGAGACUUAUAUUCAGAAAUAUAUUGUUGUGGAUUCCAUACGGGGCUUUAUAGUGUUUAGCGGCAGACUUUGCUGCAUUCAAAAUGGGCUGCUGUUGGGGUUCUUCCCUCCAAAUGCCAAACCUGAUUCUUGCAGCAAGUAUUUGCCUUACCCUGGAAUAAGUCUUUUUUCUGACCCACAUCCCAUAUAGUACAGUCUUAACAACAAUACUUCCCUGCAUUUAUAUAAUGUUUGGGAGAAAUACCAGGUCAAACAUCACAACCUCUUUCCACCUCUUUCCGCUUGUGGAAGACACCAGUAAUCCAGGCCAGGAAAGACCUUUAAAGUGGCCACAAUAAGUGCAUACUUCUAAGCAGGAGUUUUAUAUGUUCUUUGCCACAAAUUAUGAUGUUCUUCCAAGAAAAACUGAAUAUUUCCGACUUAAAUGAAUGGCAGGGACUUGAACAGCUCUCUCUGAUCUAGUUUUGCUGCCCUUAGAGAAAGACUCAACAGGUUACUAAUUGGCCUUCCCUACAGAGAAUCUUACUUAGCCAUGUUUCCGAUACUUCAGCCGUCUUUCUCAAUAUACUUCUAAAAAUAUUUUAACAGACCCAAGAGCCAGUAUCUUAUGUUGUAAAAACAUGCAAAUCAGAUUUCUCAGGAAGCUCAAUGAUGCGCACAAUGUCUCAUUCUUUGCCCUGUCUUUGCUUCCACAGAGACGCAGCAUAUAUGUAGCCUUGCCAGCCCCUUCUAGGCCAAAUGGCGCAUCAAGGGGAACUGCAGGAUUUUUGUGAAUUUUGCACAAACGUCUGUUCAGUACCAAAGUUCUAUUUGAUUUAAGAACGGUGCUGCUUCCUAUACUUAUAAAUCAAGCACUAAAACGGAGGUCAGCAACGACAACUAUCUGAUUGGCCAAUAGCCCUUAGCCUCAUUGCCAGUGGUGAGGAAUUAUGGGAAUUAUAGUCCGGAAACAUCUGAAGAACCAUGUCUGCCUAUUCAUGCCCGAAAACAGCAGUCUGGCAAUAUGUGGAGCCUUUAUUUUGGGGUUUGCACGUACUAAAGAAUGUGUUCUGUUCUAGAUAUGUGUUGAUCCACUGUUCAUUUCCUUUCUAUCCAGGAAUACAUGGCUAACUUCUGUUUCGGCCAGGGUAUAGCUGCAGCACUAACAGCUUGUGACAUGUUUUGUCCCCUCCGCUUUCUAUUCAUUUCCAGACAAUGAUUCUGGAUAAAACAGAGGGGAAAUUAGUUUUUGUUGAACUGUGUAACGUCGUCAUAUAGGACAAGGCAAGGAUUAUUAGAACUAUACGCACAAAAGGACUUUCUAAAGGGCAGCCUGUUGUUCUCACACAGAGCGGAUCAAUUGUGGUCGGGUGGCAUUGUCCCUCAGCGGACUGGAUGGGCAACAUCCGCUGCAACUUUGUGGUCAGUAGAGAAGCAAAUGCCAGCUUUCUUCUCAAUACUGUAGUAUUAGUUCAGGUAUGAAAAGUGCCAGCCAUUUUUUGCAUUGUUUACUCAAACAUGGGCUCAACUUAACCUUUGCUCAUAGUUCCUCUUAACACGUUGAUGCAGGGUUUGUUGUCAUCUUGGAUCCCAGUUUGGGAGAAAGGCAAGAUAUAAAUCCAAUAAAUAUUUAGCUUUAUUUGUAUCCCAACUUUCUCCUGAUAUAGAGACUCAAAGUGACUCACAAUAAAUGUAUAUAAAUGUGUAACAGCAGAGGAGUUGCUUUUCACCUGUACUGCCAAGUCAAGAAUUGCAUCUAUCUUUAAAUAACUUUAAAUAGUAGAGUCAAGCAAGUAUUUGUCUGCCUGGGAAUAAUUGCCAGCACAUGGUUGGUUAGUUCUCAAGGUCUUCACACAUGUUACCAGGCAUAUGGUGUUCUGCCACUGUGUUGUGUUGUCUCAUUGCCGCGCAGUGGCUGGUUUGUGGACCCUGGUGCCUCUUGGUGAGUGUGUCCCUCAUCACAACUUCUCCUUACCUCAAAGCACUGACCUCAUUAAGGGAAGGACCUGCAUUUAGUAGAGGAGAGGUUGAUAAAGACCUUCCUGUGCCCAACAUGCACAUGUGUUAGGUAGAACCAUUGGGCAUGAUUUGCUCCUAACCCAGGCAUAGGCAAACCUUGACCCUCCAGGUGUUUUGGACUUCAAUUCCUACAAUUCCUAACAGUCUGUAGGCUCUUAAGAAUUGUGGGAGUUGGAAGUCCAAAACACUUGGAGCGCCAACAUUUGCCCAUUCCUGUCUUAACUCCUAGAUUUUGUCUUAUACAAGUAUCGAUUUCUAUUGAUGAAUAGUCCAUACCUAGCAUGCUUUCCGGUUUAUUGGAGAAUUUAGGGUUUUCCUGCUAUUUGAUAUAGGUACAGCAGGAGAGGAGACCAGAAAGGCGUCCAGCCCCAAGGAUUGAUGGAUAAGAAUGCUACGGGGAGUCUUGGAAAGCAGGCUCUUCACAGUAGCGGUGUCCUUAGCCACCCAGAAAGCUGGCAGUGGGCUCAUGGCUAGUUGAGUCACCAGGUACACCCUCAUUGUGACCACACUCCAAGACAGCCUUUACAUCCCACAGUCAUAACAUUUUGUUCCUGCUUCAGUUGCCUUGGCUCCAUCCUAUGGAAUUCUGGAUGUUGUCAUGUCAGUUGAGUCCUAGUGCUUCCACGUGAGUCUUAAUUGACCUCUGUGAGCUUCUGAAAACUGUGGGACACAGUGUGGCUGAAAGAUGCAGUUUCAGACAUAAAUCCAAUCAGUAGAACUGUGGGAUCUGUUUGAUUCCAUCAUAUAUAAGUUUAACAUUCCAUGGAUCAGCUGUAGCUAGGACCAGGAAGUGAGAUUUACCUGGAACUAGCCAUUAGUCUCAAUGGAGUUGGGUGUCCCAGUAUCUUCCAAAGCACUGGAGAUGGGACUGAGGUCUAAAUCAAAGCUUGCCUUCAUAAGCACCUUCCAUUGCUGAGCAAGCUGAGAGUGGGCCUGGUGCCCUUUGUAGGGUCCCAGCUACAAAAUUUAGAAGUAAAAUGGAAGCACCCUUUGCCCUGUUAAUGGAACCAAACUAACAUCUAUAAACUCCCCCCCCCCCAAUAUCUUUCACAAUUUUUCACCUCAAUAACCUCUCCCAGCCUUGAUGCAAUACGUCAGAUUUGACAACAAUCAGCCCUCCACAUUUGCUGGUUUAACUUUUGUAGAUUUGUUUAUUCACAGGCUUGAUUAAUAUGUUAUUUACAAGAUUCUCUAGGUCCUCCAGUGCAACUGUAUGGUCAGCUCCCACCAGACAUUGAUCAUAGUGUUGUGCCAAAGAGCAAGGAGGUUCUUAGAGAGAACAGCUCUGUAGGAAUCUUUAGGUCCUCCAUUGCAGAUUUGUGCUCAUCUUUCAGCUGAAGGAUGGACCAUAGAACUUCAUUGAAGGACCUAGAAAUUCCUGAAAAGGAGAUCACUUAGGUUUUCUUACUUUUGCAAGAGUCCUGCACCUCUAAUCCCAAGGAAGGUGGAGGGCUGCCUAUAUACCGAAGUGUUACAACCUAAGAGUUUUCAGUAGUUUUCCUCUCCAGCACGCUCUUGCCCUUCUUGCUGCUCCAGACUAACCCCGCUGUCCUUCUAGAAUUUAUAUCUGUGUUUGUUGUUUGUGUUUGUGUGUGUGUCCGGGAACUGGGAUCAGGGACAUCCAGUCAUUCAAUCUGCCCUUCUUCAAGGGCUUUUAACCCUUUGCUCCUCUGGAAUAGCAGUGGGACAGGGUCAGGCAAGGGAUGGGAGGUGAACAGGAGGGAAUUAUUCAUUUUCAGGUAUUGAUCCUGAAAUUGGUUCAGGUAUUGAUUGGUUAAGGAGGCAAAGCACCUCACCUAUGUGUAUAUACCUGUAUUAAAGCGCUGACUUCAUAUAUUUUCGAAAAGUUCUUUCUACAUGGAGACCUUUUGAAGAAUAUUUUAUUAACACCAAGAAUGCUGCUUAAUUGAAAUGUGAAUUUCUUAGCUGGAUAAACGACGGGAGGAAAGGUUGAUGUGUGUGUGUGAGUGUUCGAAGUUAGGAAAAGCAAACUGUACUUGGCUGUUAUGUUCUCUUCUCAGAAAAACCAGAUUCCGUUUAGCAUUAAACAUUUAUGAUUAGUGUAGCCAUAUCUUUCAGUGGAUGGAAUGCCUUUUGUAUGCUUAUAUUCUUUGUAACAAUUUUUUUCACAUUAAAUAUAGUUUCAAAAUUUGGUCUAGCUAAAACCUAAAGGAAGGCAGUACUUCCUCCCUAGUCCACCCUCUUCUGCACAUUCUUUAAUGAAUUAUAUCCUUUUUUCCCUGUGUGUAUGUGUGUGCCCGCGUGUGUGGUUUUGCUUGGAGGUUUGUUUAUUUUUUAAUGUGUUGAUUAAAUAAAGUUCCUGUCAUGGA